This is a messenger RNA of Biomphalaria glabrata, 1584 nucleotides long. RefSeq names its product serine protease 30-like. Gene Ontology annotation, biological process: proteolysis. The record is from RefSeq and is a predicted model, not a curated record. Gene Ontology annotation, molecular function: serine-type endopeptidase activity. The transcript has 8 exons. NCBI's taxonomy places the organism in Eukaryota, Metazoa, Mollusca, Gastropoda, Planorbidae. The coding region runs from base 176 to 1321 and encodes 381 amino acids.
AACCAGCCAAUCGCUAUCUGAAGAGACAAGAAACAGGGAGCAGGGGAGGUAUCAGGAAGUACCGCAUUUCUUUUCGAAUAAAUUUAAAACUUUUGGAAUCUCACAAACUGUGGGACCCCAUCGGUUUGACUGAGCAGAGUGAAUCAGAGGCAGACUGAAUCAGAGAGUAGGCACAAUGUCGCUACAGAGAUGUCUUACUUGCUGGGCAGUUGUCUUGGUUAGUGUCCACAUGGCAUGGGCUGCAACCCGCUGCAGUUCACUUGUGAGGUACGGAAUUCCAGGACAGUGUGUGGACAAGAACCUGGGAUGUCCUUACGGCACAGAAGAGUUCGCUAUCUAUAGCAAUUACAUAGGCUGCAUUACACCCGUGCAGUUGUGUUGCCUAGCAUUGCCUGCGACCACAACAACACCUACAACCACAACGACCACAACUACCACCACGACCACGACGCCAAUAAAAGUAACAAGAUCGCCUUCCACGUGUGGUGUGGCCAGCCGAGUCGUCUUUGACAAAAUCUACAAUGGAGCCCUUACAGCACCUUGCGAUUGGCCAUUUGUUGUCUCAUUGAGAGGUCUCUUUGAUGAUGCAACUAUUUUGAGUUAUGAUACUACUGGUCACGUCUGCCAAGGUGUUUUGAUAGGCAACCAAUGGGUACUUACCAGCGCUAACUGUGUUCUACAAACUGCAGGAAGUGUGGCCGAUGUUCCUGCCAAAGUUCUUGUGGUGGUCAGUGAGUACAAUGUCACAAAGCUAGACAUUGAUCCUUUGACUGACCUCCCACAGGAGCAGCUGAUGAGAGUGAGUCAGGUUUAUCUUCACCCAGACUACGUUCAGACUUCAAAAGCAAACAACGAUGUUGCCUUGAUCAAGCUCCAAACAGCGAUAUCUGGGCGCUGCUCCAACACCAUCUGCCUGCCUACUACCGCAGACGCCGCCAACACAUGUAACGGUUAUAACGAAUGCGUCGUCACCGGAUGGGGUUUGACCUCCACAGAGAAGAUAGACGACUACUUUGGCGGACUCUUCUUCGGAGCGGUCAGUCUGCUCUCCAAGGAAGCUUGUGAUUUGAUCAGCACACGUCAAAGUUUACCAAGACCAGUGGGCUCUACAUGCAUGUACCCUAGGGACACUGACACUGGUGCCUGCGAUGGGGAUGAAGGAGGAGCGGUUAUGUGUUUUGAUGGACAGAGGUGGACAGUUCGAGGGAUACUUCCUGCGAAUUCGUGCCUGAACGGCCAGUACUCAUUUUACCCCACAGAUGUGAACCUCUACCUGGACUGGAUCAACACGGUUGUCACUGCCAAUGGUGGUUAUUUGUAGACCUCAACUCAGGAAUAGUUUUUUUUUUAUCAUGGAUGUGUUUCUUUUAAUUUUUUCUUUUAAAGGAAACCUCAGCAUUGAAGAUUAUACUACUAAAAAAGAACAAAUUUUGUUUUUCUAAAUAAUUACAAUUCUUGUUUCAUUAAAAGGUUAGCCAUUUUCUGCAUAUUAUGACGUUUAAGUUAAUUCUAUAGUUGGCAUCAUGUCUAAAUUUAUCUUAUGAGAGAACUCAUAUCAGUUAAUUAAUAAACGCUAUUGUUAUA